AAUGACGUUUAGGUCAUAUCAUUACGUCACGGUCACGAUAAACAACUCACAACUCAACAAAGUAAUAUGAUUGACGGAUUAUUAUAGAGAAUUGUAAUUAUGAUAGCGUGGUCUGUGGUUAAAGACUUGUAAUUUGUUACAAGUUGUACAAACAAGUGAUAAGCGCAAGUACUGAAUGUGAUAAUUUAUUUUUAUGAAAUAUGACAAAUCCAAGUUGAACUAAUAAUGAAUACCAAAAGCUGUGUCAUCUACACAAUUGUCUGUUUCGUUUUAUUCUGGAAUAUUGUAUCUCUACAAGAUGCAAACCAGACCAACUCGUCUAUUGCUCCAGUGGGAAAACGUGUAAACGACUCUGAUAAAGUAAAAUCUGCUGAUAAUGGAAGGGAACUCACCACUUCUGCAACUGAAAGUAAACUUGAAGUUACACCUUCCCCUACAAACUCUUUUUCAGCAACGAAUCUCACAGCAUCUUCUCCAAGCAAUAAAACUAAUUUUACUAGUCCUACUACCACAGUAAGUACACAAAACCUCACCAUCCAGAAUACAACAACUCAACAAACUGUUGAUCCCGUCCCAGUGUUACCAGCUAAAGAAUCAGCUGAAGAUGAGCAUAAUAGCUCCAUGGCUAUUUUUUUUGUCCUGUGUGUCCUUGCACUUGGUAUACUGCUGAUUCACCUAAUGCUUCAGACCCAUUUUCAAUAUGUACCAGAAAGCAUAGUUAUAGUGUUCCUAGGAGCUUUGAUUGGGCUCAUCAUGAAUGCUCUUUCGAAUCGGAAUAUAAGCAACUGGAGGAAAGAAGAAGCCUUUUCACCAACAGCAUUUUUCCUUAUUCUCUUACCGCCUAUCAUCUUUGAGUCAGGCUACAACUUACACAAAGGUAAUUUUUUCCAAAAUAUAGGUUCCAUACUGGUUUUUGCUAUUUUGGGUACAACAAUAUCUGCUCUUGUGAUAGGCUUUGGAAUAUACUUCCUUGGUUUAGCAGAUGUUGUCUAUAGGUUAGGUUUUGUUGAAUCUUUUGCUUUUGGAUCUCUUAUAUCCGCUGUGGACCCCGUUGCAACUAUAGCUAUUUUUCACGCUCUCAAUGUGGAUCCCAUUCUUAAUAUGUUAGUUUUUGGUGAGAGUAUUUUAAAUGAUGCCAUCGCCAUUGUACUUACCAAUGCGGCAUUGGAAUCGAAUAAUCCUGAUAAUAGUACAGGGGAAGCUAUUGUACUAGGAAUUCAAAGAUUCUGUUUGAUGUUCUUUGCCUCAGCAGGUAUAGGGGUGAUAUUUGCCCUCGUAAGUGCUUUAUUAUUGAAACAUGUUGACUUGAGAAAAAAUCCGUCCCUAGAGUUUGGAAUGAUGUUAGUUUUUACGUAUGCACCAUAUGUUUUAGCUGAGGGGAUACAUCUUUCGGGUAUAAUGGCGAUUUUAUUCUGUGGCAUAGUCAUGUCACAUUAUACCCAUUUCAACCUUUCAACUGUCACUCAAAUAACUAUGCAACAAACACUUCGAACAUUGGCUUUCAUUGCAGAAACUUGUGUCUUUGCAUACCUAGGUUUAGCUUUGUUCAGUUUCAAGCACAGAGUAGAACCAGCUUUGGUAGUUUGGAGUAUUAUUUUGUGCUUAUUAGGAAGAGCUUGCAAUAUCUUUCCUUUAGCAAUCCUAGUCAAUAGGUUCAGAGAGCAUCAAAUAACCAAGAAAAUGAUGUUCAUUAUGUGGUUUAGUGGACUACGAGGGGCUAUUUCGUAUGCUCUCUCUCUUCAUCUCAGCUUUAGUGAUGAGACGAGACAUGUUAUCAUCACUACAACACUGAUAAUUGUGCUGGUAACCACUUUAUUCUUUGGAGGGUCUACUAUGCCUCUAUUAAAGUUCAUGCAAGCUACUAAGAAUCCAUCUAGGAGGUUGAAGAAACGCAAGAAAGACAGAGAAGUGACUUUGAGCAAAACUAGAGAAUGGGGACAAGCCUUGGAUUCAGAACACUUAUCUGAGACUACAGAGGGAGAAAUGGAAGUUUCAUUUGUCUCGGAUCGUAUCAAAGGAUUUGCCAAGUAUGAUUUGAAGUAUCUUAUUCCAUUUUUCACCAGGAGGUUCACCCAACAGGAACUCAAAGAUUGCAAAAGUCAGAUGACCGAUCUAACUAACCAAUGGUACCAGGCUAUUAGGAUUUCCCCCGACCAGUCUGAUGAUGAAGGCCCUGCUACUGCAAGAUCAAGUAUUUCCAGUAUAGUUCGCUGACUAUCAAAUAAGCCCAAGGAUGAAUCUUCAACCUUAUUAACUAGCAUUGAUAAAAAACAGUAUUGAUAUUUGGAUUCCUUUUACUAGUCACAAUGGAUGUACUUAUAUUUUUAUUUUAUGAAAUACACCUCAAAAUUACUAGUUUUUCUUAUAGAUAUGGGAGCAUGUGAUGUGUGUAUAUUGUUGAACAGUCCGCGGGACUCUAAUUGUUUUUGUAAAGUUUGGCGAUCUAAUAAAAUAUAUAUUCUUGUCAUGUUAA
Messenger RNA from Leptinotarsa decemlineata (Colorado potato beetle), 2473 nucleotides. It is a transcript of the gene Nhe1, whose product is annotated as Na[+]/H[+] hydrogen exchanger 1. Gene Ontology annotation, molecular function: potassium:proton antiporter activity; sodium:proton antiporter activity. The record is from RefSeq and is a predicted model, not a curated record. NCBI's taxonomy places the organism in Eukaryota, Metazoa, Arthropoda, Insecta, Coleoptera, Chrysomelidae. Gene Ontology annotation, biological process: sodium ion transport; regulation of intracellular pH; potassium ion transmembrane transport. Gene Ontology annotation, cellular component: membrane.